Bombus terrestris (buff-tailed bumblebee) is the source of this 6002-nucleotide messenger RNA. Its product is annotated as rho GTPase-activating protein 20. NCBI's taxonomy places the organism in Eukaryota, Metazoa, Arthropoda, Insecta, Hymenoptera, Apidae. Bases 1007 to 4618 code for a protein of 1203 amino acids. Gene Ontology annotation, biological process: signal transduction. Gene Ontology annotation, molecular function: guanyl-nucleotide exchange factor activity; GTPase activator activity. The transcript is spliced from 12 exons. The record is from RefSeq and is a predicted model, not a curated record.
GUUUACGCGGAUUUGUUCAGUAGGGUAGAAGCGAAGACACGACGAGAGUGACGAGAAGGCACGACGGUUAGGAAGGCCGGCAGUGUGACGGGCCGCGUGGUAGGAGGUUGCUGCGAUUCAAUUUCAGUCGAAGCGCGCCAGGCAGACCGAGCGCCAGCAAGAACCGGCUGCUCUCUUUUCCGCACCUCGUGCUUUGCUUUUCGAAUACCAUCGAAUCUCCUGGUGCACGCGCGCACCAUACUGUGUCUCUCUUCGUCUCGUUCCACCACGGUGUAUAUACGUAUGUGAGCCUAGGAUGCAUGUGUGUACGUAGUCAGUAUGAGAGAUGUUGGGUAGUAAACGUAAAGGUGUGUGUGCACGCGACUGAAAGCGGCCCUCCAGCAUCCGAGCAAGUGUUUACGUCGUGCGUGUAAUCCACUACGGACAACCGUUGGUCUAAAACCAGUAUAACCCUUGUGCGUUUUUGAACGCGUUCGAAAAAACCGAUACGUCAACGACCCAUUUUCAUUUGGAAGAGUGACGAGACUCCCGGGAGUGAUCUUUGGCUUCGAUCGAAUCAUAUCGAAUCGAGUUGAAUCGAAUUGAACGUCGCAGUUGAUCAAAUCGAAUCCGCGAAGUCCGUUAACAACAACUGUUCGAACAGAACGAGCGUUCGUGUUGACGAUUUCACAUGGACGACGCGUGUGCAAAAUAUCUUUGAAAAUAAACAGGUAAACGGUGGAUUGACUCGUUAGUGUUUAUGACUCGCGAAGGAUGCGUUUGUUGACGCUGGGAGGAGACACGGUAAACGAAAUUUUUAGUCCAGGGACAUGGACGAUCGAAAGAUUCCUACGUAUUGUACGCGCAAUUCUCGAUCGUAUACUAUAGUAAAGAGUUUUGAUGACUCGCAGAUAGACUUUCGUCGAGUUUUGAUCGUGUAAUCUGUGCGGCCACGUGACACACGAGAUGCGACCGUUUGCCUCCAUGAGAACACGGGGAUAAGGAAGGAGGAUACACGUUUCUCAGGAUGGAAUUCGGAGGCUACAAAGGUACCGGUCCCCGUGUUAGGGUGCGACGACGCGCGGAAUUAGGUAGACGGCUCACCAGGAGGCUAUCUCUGGUCGCGAAAAUGCCAGCUGCCAUUCUUAGCAAAGCGAAUCCACCUGAACCAAGGCCAGUCGAGAUCACGGCGAUUGCGCCUGACAAGACACACCUCACCCUACCUGGUGCGUCUCCCGGAGCUAUUUCGUCCGUGGUUGCUCCCGUGCUAUUGAAGUAUCGGGUCUGCAGGCCACGAUUGUUGCUCGCUGGCUCCAGAGCAGAGAUCGAUCCUGCCGCCGAUGUUGCUCUGUUGCACGGAGAAGUUUUGCUGAUCGAGGACUCCGCGAGACAGUACGAUCCGAUAGGAGAUACGGACAGACGAUACAGAGCUACGGAGAAGCUUCUUCAUGCCGAGGAGGAGUACCACGAAGCUCUGUGCAGCGCGAAGGAGCUGUACGCAAGGCCGCUGGCGCGAAACUAUCCCGAAUUUCACGAUGUUAUCUUUCAGCCGCUCGCCGAUCUCUCGGUGGUCACUUCCGAACAUUGUCAAAGGAUCCGCACAGCGCUGGAGAAUUGGGAUGGCGGUACCUUCAAAUCGGGUGACUUAUUCCCUGGCUCGUUUUGGAAUUCUUACUGGGAAUACCUGGAGAGUUACGGCGAGGCCAGGAGGAUUCUGGACGAGCUGAGAGCAUCCGAGGACCCCCUACUGCACUUUCUUAGUCUUAGGCAAGCCGCGGCCAGGCAUUCCCCAUCCUCGUUACUUCUUCUACCGGUCCAGAGGCUGGCCGAAUACGAGAGGUACCUAGGCCAGGAGGCAAGAAACCUAGUGGAGAACGGAAACGGAAGCGUCGGGAGUGGCGCCGUUCUUCAACGUGGUCAGCUCGAGGGCGAUCUUCAUCGUAUCCAGGAACUCUUUCCUGGUGAUAACCUCCGGCUACACGAACGAGAUGUCCUUACCACGAAAAUGAAGAGUCUGAUCCGCAAGAGGAACGGCGGGAACCCUGGAAGGCUGACGAGAGUGUUGUCGCAGAAAUCUCUAAACGUGUCCAACAACUCACCAGCUCCGAAAUCUCCGCCGAGGACUUUCCUCUUGGAGACUCCGGUACAAUUCACCACGGGUGUACAGUCCCAGGACAGACAUCUUUUUCUCUUCUCCGACCUAUUGCUCAUAGCAAAGGCACGAAGCGGUGGUAACUUUAAGCUAAAACAAUCCGUAAGAAUGAGCGAGCUAUGGCUAACUGCCGGGCAUAUAGAGGAUGUGGCCGAAACGAGCAAAUCUCAGGAAACGAGCUUCGUCCUCGGCUGGCCCACUACGAACGUCGUUGCAACUUUUAUGACUGCUGCAGCGAGGGAUCUCUGGUGGGGACGUUUGACCGAACUCGUACGAGAGGAGAGUAUGAAGGAGCCGCCCGACACGAACAUUCAAGUCGUGUAUCACGACAGUGACACGAACACGGAAUACUGUAAGACGAUUAUGGUGGGAUCCGAGAUGACAGCGGCAGCCUGUGUGAAUUUGGCCACGCGUCUCUUGGAUCUGCAAGGACCUUUUCAGCUGUGGGCCAGAACGUCUGCUGACGAGGCGCCGUAUCCUCUGAUAGGACACGAGAGGCCUUUCGCCGUCAAACUGUCGAAUUUAAGACACACGCUGUCUGCGGAGGAAGGUUUCGAUUUGGAGCAUUGCAACAAAAGUGGACACGAUACGUGCCACUUUAUACUCAGGCCGGUACCAAAAUCGCCGGUAAAGAAGAACAAGUCCAAGAUCACUGGGUUAUUGAGGAGAUCCCUUUCGUUGAACCCGAGUUUGUUUGGAGUCAAUUUAUCAAGACUCGACGAAAAUGGGUUGCCCAAACCUGUGUUGGUAAUGCUCCAGCAAUUAUUCGCCAAGGGACCAUUCACGCAAGGAAUCUUCAGAAAAUCGGCGAACGUUAGAAUCGUUCGAGAACUACGAGACCAGAUCGAGUCUACUGGAGAUCCCAGUUGCUUGGAAGAUGCUCCAAUUAUAGCCGUGGCAGCUCUCCUUAAAGACUUUCUGAGAUCCUUACCGGACCCUUUGCUAACUUCCCACCUGUUUCCUCUCUGGAUGGAUAGCCUGGACACGCCAAAUCCUGUUCAAACUAUUAAAAAUAUUUUAGAUAGAUUGCCCAAAGCGAAUUACACCCUGCUAUCGCAUUUGAUUUGCGUUCUACACCAUGUGGCACGGCGGUCGAAGCACAAUCUCAUGUGCGCCAGUAAUCUGGGCGUGUGUUGUGGACCAAGCUUACUCUGGUCGCCAAAUCCGUCGGUGAAUCAGAGCAGGGCGAUCCCUACACUAACGGAAAUGUUGAUUCGUCAUUGUGAAGUCCUGUUUGGGGAGGGCGUCACGCAACUCUUUGGGGAGGAACGCAGCGACAGUGGAGCCGAAGAAAGCACCGAUAGCCUUCACUCAGGUGGGCUUUCUCUGGACAGCCUGGACCUGACGGAACCACCACGUAAAGACCAUAUGUCUCUUUCAAGAGACUCUGGUCUGACCCUGUCGGAUUGUCAGCUGUUCAUCCCAGAGUCUCCGGUGGGAUCCGAGGACUCUGCCGCGAAUGCAUCGUCAUCCAGCUUCGACAAGUCUCUGACCAAAGAGGACAAGUCUACCAGCAAGUCGUACAUCCGUGUCUACGGUGGAUGGGAAGAGCGAAUGAACGGAUACGCGGCAAAUAAUCAUCACGCGAGCGCCGUUGAGCAUAAUUUCAGGGAGGAGAAGAGCAGCAUCGGUUACCCUAAUCCGAAUUUUCAGAGGCAAGAUUGGCUGAGGGCUCAGCUGAAGAGAACGCCAAGAACAAAGUUGGACGAGCACGAUCAUCGUAAGGACAGGUUCGAUGAGAAGGAUAUCUACGGUAGGGAGUAUCUGAGACAAGAUUCUAUGAAGGAGAACAUGGAGAAUUGCAAGGACAUCUACAGGAGUUCGCAGCUGGACAUAACGCGGGAUCUUCGAACGGAAUACGAAAGAGCUACGCAACAGGACAUCUGUACGGAACGGGUCUCCAUUCAUAAUUCGGAGCAGGAUCUGUCGGGAGACACGACGUUGUCCAGUGACAGAUACGAAUUCAAGAAGGAACGGUUCAACGAGUUCAAGAAGGUCAAGUCGGAAAUGUAUGUUAAUCGCGAGUCACCAGUGUCUCAGAACGGUAGCUACCAUUCGGGAAGCGAUCUGUACGAGUUCAAAAAGGUGAAGAGCGAGAUAUAUGUGAACAAAGAAACGACGCGUACGGAGAGAUACGAAUCUGAGAGUAGCAUCUAUGGAAAUAGGGACAGAACGAGCGAAAUAUACGACUCGAGAGAGAGGAGUGAUUUGUACUCGUUCAAGCAAGCCGAGGCGAUCGAUUUGUACGGUGACGAAGACGACGAAGAAGAGAGAACAUGGCCGGAUACACCACCACCACUACCACCGAGAUUGAGGCAUCUGCCACCGGUACACAUGAAUCUGGAGGACAGACACAAAGUGACGGGUAGGUCAAGGUCUUUACCACCGCCUCCUCCUUAUCGUCCGCCUCCUCAACCUCGUGCCUCGGUUACUACUAGGCACCUAGGAUAUGGAAGAUCCGUCGUCGAUGACGAGAGCUAUGUUUAAUAUGAAACAAGGAGCUAUUAGAAUCGCUCUCGCGUGUAUGUUUGUGUGUACGUGUGUGGUGUACGUAUGAUGCGUCUGUGUGUAUGUUGGCACUUCGGGAGAAUCAAAGAACCGAAAAAGUCGCAGGUCGAGAUCAUGGAUACACGUUGGCACGUGUAUCUAUGCGAUCUCGUUACGACUGAAACUAGUCCAAACUGGAACGCACGUACGAUAUCGGGAAGAAUUGCGAUGUGUAUAAUAUUGAAUUGUAUGCUCACCGAGGAAUGAAGAAUUAUAUAGAGUUGCUUAGUGUUUGUUUCCUCAAAACAAAUCGAAAAAAUUAAAGUAAUUACGUUUAAAGAGAUAUUCGUAAGUCACAAAACGUUAUCGAUUGUUGACGAUUCCUAGCGAUAGGACUUGACUGUUAUACAGUGAUUCAGGGUGCUUCCACGAGCCUUCAUAGGUUUCCCUUUUUCUUUUAAAUUAGUUAUUCAUAUAGAGACAUUUAUUAUUAAGUAUAGAUUGUAGCGGACAAGACUUGCGUCGAGAUGAUAUUAUUCGUAAUUUCUUUUCUUACGCGAAGAAUUUUUGUAAAAAUGGAGAAGAAUGAAAUUAUAUAUAUAUAUACUUAUAUAUAUAUAUAAUGUGUAAAGUACACGUACUAUGUGGAAAAAAAAACACAAUCUGUGCGAUAUUCAAAUGCGAACUGCCGUUUAGAGAGGGAGAAUCAGGCGUCAAUAUCUACGGAACGAAUCCCGAUAAUAAAAUGCAAAUUUUAUUGCAACUACGUCAGAAAAGGCAGAGCGAGGUUCGUUUCCAUUCGUCGUCCUAACAUCAUCUUUUUAAAUACGUUCACAUAGCUUAAGCGCACAUCUCUGUAUUGAUAUGUUCCGCAAUUUCGAGAUUGUCCGACGUUCGCAAACUCGCGCAACAAGAAAACAACAUUGACUGCCCCCUUCCCCCCUAUCGCGUUUCCUCUUGUGUUCUUUGUAUAAUAGAUUCACGUUUCCUUCUUGUCUCCUAACAGGAAAUUGAUUCAUUGCGGAAUAAACAUGACAGUUGAAUAAUUCUUCCUCUCUUUCUCUCUCUCUUUGUUUAUUAUAAUAAUACCAUUUUGUCUUCUAUCUUUUUUUUUAAAACUUAGAACAUAUAAAUCGUAGUGUUUCGUGUACGCGAAUAAUAAAAGGGCGAUUAUCUUAAACUAUAAGAUACACGCGAAAGUUGAACGGAACUGUUCGAUCGCGAUCCAAAUCUUUCGCUCUUCUCUGUAUAUAUUAAUGUAAACUGUAAUCUUUUAUAUUGCUAAACGUAUAUGAUAUACCCUAUGCAAUGCCCGUAAGGUAUGUAUACUUAUCUAAAUUAUACGACAUGCUAUGAGAAGUAAAUAUAUUUCGUAUUUUAUACA